Molecule: messenger RNA, 843 nt
Organism: Echinops telfairi (small Madagascar hedgehog)
Lineage: Eukaryota; Metazoa; Chordata; Mammalia; Afrosoricida; Tenrecidae
Gene: PIGBOS1
Product: PIGB opposite strand 1
Exons: 3
Coding region: 25-600 (191 amino acids)
Source: RefSeq, a predicted model, not a curated record
CGCGCCGCUGGGCUUUCUCGGCAGAUGCUCCCGCGCAUUCCCGCUGCCCUUUCCUGGCGGCCGGCUUUCUGUCCUGGAGUGUUUGCGGUCCGAGCCCGGAAACGUGGCUGCGGGGAGCCCGACCUCUCCUCCGCGGGACCUGCGGCGGCAACGUCAGCGACGCCCGGCGGGCGCCGGUCGGUCAGCCGUUCCUCGGCGGUGGUACCUCUGGUCCUGGAGCCUGUGUGUGACGUUACACGGUGUCCUCUCUCGAUAAAUACUUGUGAAACGGGGGAGGCAGGGAAGCGUGGUCAUGCAGUGGAUUUGAGUUGGCCUGAUAACUGCAAAGGCAGCAGCUCAGCACAGCCUCUCCGAGGGGGAAAAGGUCUGAGAAUAUUUCCUGGAUUUGGGAUUACACUCUUUCAAAACCCACUUUUGCCUUGUGCUGAAUCCACAAUGUUUGGAAGAUUGACUCUCCCACAACUGCUUUUUGCCAGUUUACUUGGAGUUACUGGAGGAAUUUAUAUUUAUCAACCAAUAUUUGAACAAUAUUCCAAAAAUCAACAGGCAUUAAAAGAAAGGGCGAAAUUGUCACAUGAAUCCGAAGAGAAGAAGAGUUAAGACUGCGUGGAAUUGAAUGAACUGUACUAUUGCUUAAAGGUCUUUUGAAAUUUUAUAUAAGUAGUCCUGUAACUAGUCUAGUGAAACCUCAUUUUAAACAUUUAAAAAAAAUCAAGGAAAAUAAUUUAAAUGCCUUUUGUCAACUGUCAAUUUUAAUGGUUAAUAUACUUUAAUUGUCAUUUUAUGCCUUAUAUUGAGAUGGAUUAAUGAUUUCUCUUAAGUAAAAAUGAAUAUCUUAAGGAC